Molecule: messenger RNA, 483 nt
Organism: Ostreococcus lucimarinus CCE9901
Lineage: Eukaryota; Viridiplantae; Chlorophyta; Mamiellophyceae; Mamiellales; Bathycoccaceae
Gene: FBP11-1
Product: peptidyl-prolyl cis-trans isomerase, FKBP-type
Exons: 2
Coding region: 1-483 (160 amino acids)
Biological process (GO): protein peptidyl-prolyl isomerization
Cellular component (GO): cytoplasm
Molecular function (GO): peptidyl-prolyl cis-trans isomerase activity
Source: RefSeq, a predicted model, not a curated record
AUGGCUCGCGGGCGACGAUCGACGACGCUCGCGCUCGUCCUGGCGGUGAUCGCGUUGAUCGGUUGCGCGUUCGUCGGCGGCAUGGCGGACGCGAAGAGCGACGGCGCGGCGUUUCUCGCGGCCAAUAAGUUGAAACCGGGCGUGGUCGAGCUGCCGUCGGGGUUGCAGUAUCGCGUUUUGAAAUCUGGACCGGAGGGUGGGCCCUCGCCCUCGAAGUCGACGCCGUGCUCGUGUCACUACUCUGGGAAGAAUAUCCAGGGCGAGGAGUUUGAUUCGUCGUACAAGCGCGGUCAACCGACGACGUUCGCGCCGAAUCAAGUCAUCAGUGGCUGGACCGAGGCGAUGCAGCUCAUGAAGGAGGGCGAUAAGUGGGAACUCGUAAUUCCGUCCGAGCUGGCGUACGGUAAAUCAUCCCCUACGCCGCUCAUCAAGCCGGACUCCGUGCUCAUUUUCGAGAUGGAGCUCGUCAAGGUGGGCGUUUAA